CAAAUGGAUCAACGAGUAAGAGUCAAACUUCCAUCAAAGUCAAUAACCAUGGUCAAACCCACCUUUAAAAAAGUCCAAGUUGUUUACUACAUUUCCAAAAAUGGUCAGCUUGAGCACCCUCACAUCGUAGAGGUUACACAUUUGGUUCAUCACCAGCUAAAACUCAAAGAUGUGUUGGAGAGACUGAGUGUUCUCAGAGGAAGAGGAAUGCCUUCUCUUUAUUCUUGGUCUUGCAAAAGGAUGUACAAAAAUGGAUAUGUGUGGAAUGACUUGGGAGAGAAUGAUGUGAUUUGUCCAUCAGAAGGAGAUGAGUAUGUACUAAAAGCUUCUCAACUUGUAUUCCAUUCACCAGAUAAGCAUAUACUUGGUGAAUCUCAUAUGGCAGUUCCUAAACCGAAACGAGUAACACCAAAACAACACACCGAAUUCAGCGAAGAAGAACUAGACUUUGAAGAAAAACGAAUAAACUUCACAAACAAUUCUUCAAACCAUUCAAAAAUAAGCACCACUUUAUCACCACCAUCACCUCCACCAUCCACCACAUCUGGUGAAAGCAAUCCCACGUCCAAACGAUUUGAGGACGGGGAUCCUUACCCACCACUAAGCCGUAACUCAUUGUUGUUUCAGUUGAUGGCUUGUGGUGGGUCAAUAGGAUUUAAAGGAAAACCUGAUCAUAAUAAUAAUAAUAAUCAGUUGCAGCCUCACAAUGCGGCGGGUGCUAGGAAGAGUAGUUGUAGUAGUUCUAGUAGUUUGCAUAAGGGUGUUUUAUGUAAGGCGGCCGCAGCAGUAGAAGAUGAGAUAUGUUGUAUGUCUGAGAAUCCACGGUUUGGGAAUUUGCAAGCGGAAGAAAGGGAGUACUUUAGUGGCAGCAUUGUUGAGACAAUGACAACGGAAGACCGAGUUCAAGUUGAACCAAUUCUUACCAAGUCGUCUUCCUACAAAGAAGAGAGGAGGGCCAAAGUAACAAUAUUAAUGGCAGACGAAGAAGAAGAAGAAAUGAAGAAAGAGAAAAGUGUGGCAGGGAAAUGCAUCCCAAACAGAUUUUGUUUAAAGCCUACAAAGAUUUGACAUGCCCUAUGCUCUAUCUAUCGAUUCUCUCUGUGUUUUUACCUCAUCAAUGAAUUAAGCUUGGAAAUUUGUUAUAUUUCUAACUUGGUGUAACUUCAACUUUCACAUGAUAUUAAUUUGACAUGGGAUCCCCUGUCUUGUCUUGUUUGAAAUAUA
This is a messenger RNA of Erigeron canadensis, 1224 nucleotides long. Its product is annotated as protein SOSEKI 2. NCBI's taxonomy places the organism in Eukaryota, Viridiplantae, Streptophyta, Magnoliopsida, Asterales, Asteraceae. The transcript is spliced from 5 exons. Bases 4 to 1068 code for a protein of 354 amino acids. The record is from RefSeq and is a predicted model, not a curated record.